Messenger RNA from Neoarius graeffei (lesser salmon catfish), 1327 nucleotides. It is a transcript of the gene pdk3b, whose product is annotated as pyruvate dehydrogenase kinase, isozyme 3b. Gene Ontology annotation, molecular function: pyruvate dehydrogenase (acetyl-transferring) kinase activity. Bases 59 to 1327 code for a protein of 422 amino acids. Lineage: Eukaryota; Metazoa; Chordata; Actinopteri; Siluriformes; Ariidae. Gene Ontology annotation, biological process: protein phosphorylation; regulation of glucose metabolic process. The transcript has 11 exons. Gene Ontology annotation, cellular component: mitochondrion. The record is from RefSeq and is a predicted model, not a curated record.
GCUGUAAUAAAGUAAUCUGGGAGACAGAAACAGAAAGUGUCUUGUUAGACUUUAAUGAAUGAAUGUGCGGAUUGCUGAGAGACUCUGCGCGGUUCAUUUGGGAGCCAUGAAGCUGUUUCACGUCUUACUGAAAGAUGUCACGCAUAAAAUCGAGUAUUAUUCACGUUUCUCGCCUUCGCCAAUGUCCAUCAAGCAGUUCUUGGAUUUCGGUCGAGAGAAUGCUUGUGAAAAGGUCUCCUAUAUGUUCCUGAGGAAAGAACUGCCUGUUCGUUUGGCUAAUACCAUGAGAGAAGUCGGUCUGUUGCCUAGCAAGAUGCUAAAUCAACCAUCGGUACAGUUGGUCCAGAGCUGGUACAGUCAGAGCUUUGAGGAACUCAUAGAUUAUGAGAACCGGAGUCCAGAGGAUCCUCGCACCCUUAAUGAUUUCUUAGACGUCCUUAUCCAGAUCCGGAACAGACACAAUGAUGUGGUUCCAACCAUGGCCCAGGGAGUGAUCGAGUACAAGGAGAAGUUUGGUUUUGACCCUUACAUCAGCAGCAAUGUGCAGUAUUUCCUGGAUCGUUUCUACACCAGUCGCAUCUCCUUCCGUAUGCUCAUCAACCAGCAUACGCUCCUCUUUAGUGACGGCAUCAACCCCGCCCAUCCCAAACACAUCGGUAGCAUUGACCCAUCCUGCAAUGUGGUAGAGGUGGUGCAAGAUGCAUAUGAGACUGCAAAGAUGCUUUGUGAACAGUAUUACAUGACAGCACCUGAUCUGGACAUCCAGGAAUUCAACUGCAAGAACCCUGAUAAGCCCAUCCAGGUGGUCUACGUGCCAUCCCAUUUGUUCCACAUGCUCUUCGAGCUCUUCAAGAACUCCAUGCGAGCUACAGUGGAGCUUCAUGAGAACAGUACAGAAGGACUUCCCCCUGUGAAAGUUUGUGUGGCUCUAGGAAAAGAAGAUCUCUCCAUAAAAAUUAGUGAUUAUGGAGGGGGUGUACCCUUAAGGAAGAUCGACCAGCUUUUCAACUAUAUGUACUCCACAGCGCCGACACCAACGCUGCAUUCUUCGCAAAAUGCCGCGCCGUUGGCUGGUUUUGGCUACGGAUUGCCGAUCUCCAGACUUUAUGCACGCUACUUCCAUGGAGACCUGUGCCUCUACUCUAUAGAGGGAUUAGGAACGCAUGCAGUCAUCUAUCUGAAGGCUCUGUCCAGCGAGUCUUUUGAGCGACUCCCCAUCUUCAACAAGUCAGCGUGGAGACAUUACCAGUUAGGGCCAGAGGCAGAUGACUGGAGCAACCCCAGCAGUGACCCCCGGGACGCAUCCACAUUCAAAACAAACAAAUAG